AGAUGGCUACCAGUGAGCUGAAUCAGUUUCUGGAAAAUGUUGAUGAGAAAGUCUUAGAGUGUGCCAUAUGCCUCAACAGACUUCAAAAUCCUAAAUCACUCAACUGCCUCCAUACUUUUUGUUUGGCAUGUCUUGAAGGUUGGGUAAGGAAAGAGAAGGGUAAGCUGACCUGCCCAACUUGCUCAAAAUCUUAUCAUAUUCCAGAGGGCGGGCUUCAAAAGCUUCCACCAAAUACCAUUUUAAAUGACUUAAUUGAAAUUACUGAAAAAUUUUCAAAAACAGACCAGAUGAAAUGUGUUUGUGCAAAAGGAGAGGCAAAAUACUACUGCCAGGAAUGCAGACAUUACUUGUGCUCUACCCAUAGUGAAGAUCACAAAAUAAUGCCCAUCUCAGCAAAUCACAAGCUACACUCAGUCGAGGAUCUGCAAUCAAUGAGCCCUUUACAGAUAGCAGUGUUACAUCCUCCGUUGUGUUCCCUUCACAAAGAGCCUUUAGAAUUUUUCUGCUCCAUAUGCAAUAUUCCAAUAUGCAUGCAUUGCACAAUUACUGACCAUAGUGUAUGGGAAGGAAAUCACAAACCAAUAAGCAUUUCUAAAGCAUUUCAAACAUUCAAAGAAACUUCAAAAACACUAGAGAAAUCAGCCAAUCACUGCAAGUACCUAUUGCAUGAUUGUCUGAAAGCUGUUAUAAAAAAUGCUACGAACCUAGAGCAAAGCAAAGCUACAAGUUUAAGAGACAUUGACAAUCAUUUGCAAGAAAUGGUCAAGAAAAUGAAGGAGAAUGCAGAGAAAUUAAAAAAUGAAGUAGAAACAACCUACAAAACAAAAAAGAAGGUAAUUGAUGAUCAAAUGGAGGAACUAAGAACAGCAAUAUCUGAUAUAAAUACAAAACUGAGUUUUCUGAAUCGAUUAUUGAACAGUGAUGAAGCUACAUCAAUGCAGUCAAGUGAAAGAGUAAUUACAGCACUGAAGGACAGAAUCAAUGAAUUGCCAAAAACAGAGCCAGCGGAUGAUGGAGAAGUUCACCUCUUUUUAAACAAACAUCAAAUAGCUUUUUUCCAACAAUGUGAUAUUGGGUAUGUAUCACACAAGGGGGCAGCAGACUGUCUAGAAUUAAAGGGAGAGGAAUCUGUGAGCCAAUGUCAGACAAUUGUUGCCAAAAUAAUUAAAACAGAUGAAUGUGAAAUAUAUGUAAAUCAACUGAAGGCAACAUGGACACAGCCUACAGGAGAAACCAAUAUCACACAAAUUGAAAAAGAUGACAAUGGAUAUUAUUUUGUGACAGGAAAAUGCACAAGUCCAGGUGUUUGUAAACUAGAUGUGAGUGCUGAUGAUGAACCAAUAAAGCAGUCACCAAUGAUAAUCAAAGUAGAGAAGGAAGGAUUAGUGAAUACAAUUGGCAUAGAAAAAGAAUAUGUUGUUAAAGAUGUAGUUAAGUGUAAAGAUGAUUGCUUGCUGACAUCAUGUGAGACAAAUGAAAUACUCAAGUACAAGCAAUCAGGAGAAUAUAUUGGUAUGCUUACAUUACCACAAGGUGUGCAAGCUUAUAGAAUGUAUACAAUGAAGAAUGGUAACAUUGUAUUGAGUGAUUUGGGUAAUAAUAGCAUAAAAAUAUGUAAUAUGAAUGGUCAGGUGAUCAAAUCAAUUGGUAAUGAAGUAUUGGAGAGACCGUUUGGUAUCCAUGUGGAUGAGACAUCAAAUGUUGUGUAUGCAGCAGAUGUCUGUAGUAACUGUGUGUUCAUGUUUGACAUUGAUAGUGGCCAAAUGAUGAAGAAGAUAGGAUCACCGGGUGGCAACGAUGGUGAAUUAGGUAAAGUCACUGAUGUUACUCUUACAAAUCAGAGACAUAUUCUCAUAUCGGAUAAUGAUUAUGGCAGAUUACAAUUAUUUGAUAAUGAGGGAAGGUUCUUGAAAGUCCUUGUUGAAGCAGGUGAUGAGGAUGGUAAGUUGAUAGAUCCCCGUGGAGUAGUAGUUGAUGAGGAUGACAACAUCAUUAUAUCAAGUAAUCACAAACUACAGCUAUUCAGUAGUGAUGGAAAAUUCAUCAAAAGAAUUGAUAAACCAGAAGAUGGAAUCAACAAUCCACGUGGAGUAUCCAUCAUUUCUUAUCAUCCACGCACAGUCGUAGUAGCAAAUAAUGGUAACAAAAGUGUAAACAUGUUUAAUUAUUAAAGAUAAUUGUGUUUGCAUUAAACUUGAAUAAUUAAUCUAUAUAGUAUAAAUUCUUUUAUUACAUAACAUUUUAAAUAACAUUUAAUCAUGUUUUAAGGAUGGCUGUCAAUUUGAUGGUAUUUAGCAAUGUAAUAUAAUCCAUCCCACUGGGGCCCUACAUGGCUUUAGACUCCUGUAGAUGCCAAGUUACUAUUGUAAAAAUUUGUAUCAAUUAACGUCAACAACUUGAAGGCCAAAGCUUUUGGGGCUUUAUGAUCUAUUAAUAAUUAUUAGUGUUUACAAUUGCAAAUGUUGGAAAGGACCUAGCUUAGUGAUGGAGUUGUUUUAAAUUGAGUGAAAAUAAUCUAGUAUUUUACAUGAUUUGAACUCACUAUUCAUUUUAAUGUAUAUUUUAUCUAUAUAUGUUUUUCAUUGAAAAAUGUACUCACUGCUACUUCUAUAUUGGACAAAUAUAUUUGAUUGAAUCUGAUUAGUUGGUUUAUACCCCCAAUAUUCAGCCCCCACGGGCAGCCCGCCAAAUAUUUUGAUCCGGCCGUGAAACACUGCUAAAAAUAAAUCAUUUUCCGGCUGAAAAAAAAAGUUUUUCUGUUUAGAGCAACACCACAUAGGCACCCCUACUCUAGCAAUGUUUACAAUAGUGUGGCUGCCACAUAGGCACCCCUACUCUAGCAAUGUUUACAAGAGUGUGGCUUUUUCUGAGUGUUGCUCACUGUAUCUAGUGGCAUAGGAUACUGGCAUGCGAUGUCUAACCAUUUGCUGCACCAGCAGGCUUGGGGCAUGUUAUUCUGUUAAAAACACUUCUUUGAAAACUUCUGAAAGUCUGAAAGUGUAAUUUCCAGAAGGUAUGUUGAAAAUGUGCUCUCCUCAACCCCAACCACUAUACUUUAUGCUGAUAUUGCACAAACUGUUUCAUCUUAUAAAUAUAUUUUGUGUUUACUUGAUUUUCUACUCUGUACCUUAAUUUGUAAAAUAAUGUACAACACAGAAUUUAGUGUUUAUUUGAUGACUGAUAAAUUAAAUUUUGAUUAACAUUUUGGAAUAUUUAAGUUUAAAAUUAUUAUCUUAUGUUUAUUGUUCAGUUGAUCUUAAAAAUGAGUCCAUGAUGGACCGGAAAUGUUGAUCCUUUUUGUCAAUAAAUUUUGUGUUAAAGUUA
This is a messenger RNA of Anneissia japonica, 3324 nucleotides long. RefSeq names its product protein wech-like. Lineage: Eukaryota; Metazoa; Echinodermata; Crinoidea; Comatulida; Comatulidae. The transcript has a single exon. The record is from RefSeq and is a predicted model, not a curated record. Gene Ontology annotation, molecular function: zinc ion binding; ubiquitin-protein transferase activity; protein binding. Gene Ontology annotation, biological process: positive regulation of DNA-templated transcription. Bases 3 to 2171 code for a protein of 722 amino acids. Gene Ontology annotation, cellular component: nucleoplasm; chromatin.